GGGCAUGAAUGCUACAGCCGAACAGACCGUGGUGGGAGUUCGGGCUUCAGGGCAUCUCUUUCAAGAGACAUUCGGCCAGCUCGUGGUGAGUGGUCGCCUUGGGUGUGUGGCUGAGGUUGUAACCGAACAGACCGUAGUGGGAGUUCGGAUUUCAAGGCAUCUCUUUCGAGAGACAUUUGGCCAGCUCAAUAAGGUCCCGAAUGAUGUUUCUCAAUGGUGGAUACAGUGGGAAAUUGAGAACUUUAAAGAACGUGAAAAACUAAUCGUGACUCAGGACUUCCUGUCUCAAGUUGAGCAGACGUCAGCUCGGGAUGAGGAAACACGAAAGAGGUUUUGGGAAGUAGAUGCUUUGGAUAAAAAUUAUUCGAAAAGCUUAAAUGAUGGUUAUAUAAUUGAUCAGAAGAACUUCCUUAAAGUGAAUAAUUACCGUGUUAAUUAUGAUGAGAAAUUGAGUAAUUCGAGCCCCGAUAAUGCAUCGAUUCGGAUCUCCUUAUUCUUUCAAUGCCGAUCCAAAGAUCUUGAAUUGGGAAAAACAAUUAUGGAUUCGAAUUUUUUGAAUGAUAUUAUCGAUAUGACGGAUGCCAGCAUGAAGCAAUGUAUACAAUUGAGGUUGAAUGAAGUACAACGACUAUGGCUCAAUCAAUUACUGGAAAAGCAAUCAUGGGAUCAAGCCAGCGAAUUUAAAGAUUUUUGUAGUCAAUUUACUGAAGAUGGUUUUGAUCGUAUUCGAAUCCUAUCUUUUGUAAGAAAAUCUUUUGUCGCGGGACGAUUUGAUUCCUUCCUUCAUGAAGGGCAUGAUGUUGAGCAACGCAUUAUGACGCAUUUAACCCAUGAGAGUAAGACCACAACCCCAUCCGGAAUGUAG
This is a messenger RNA of Acaulospora morrowiae, 865 nucleotides long. The record is from the annotation of a GenBank genome assembly. NCBI's taxonomy places the organism in Eukaryota, Fungi, Glomeromycota, Glomeromycetes, Diversisporales, Acaulosporaceae.